Messenger RNA from Trypanosoma cruzi, 1248 nucleotides. Its product is annotated as thymidine kinase, putative. The transcript has a single exon. Bases 1 to 1248 code for a protein of 415 amino acids. Gene Ontology annotation, biological process: thymidine metabolic process. The record is from RefSeq and is a predicted model, not a curated record. Lineage: Eukaryota; Euglenozoa; Kinetoplastea; Trypanosomatida; Trypanosomatidae. Gene Ontology annotation, molecular function: thymidine kinase activity; ATP binding.
AUGUGUACCCUUCCAUCUGUCGGUGUGUGUGUGUGUGUGUGUGUCCGCAUCACUUUCUGCAGCUCCCGCCUCGGGGAGGAAGGGAAGGGAAGGGAAGAAUGCCUUGCCUCCUCCAUCGCUAAGGUUGGAUGCAUUGUACGUGUGAACUAUGUGUUGCAUCUAAAGAAGAAUGAAUUUUACACCCCUUUUUUAUAUUUGUUUGUGUGGGUCGUAGAUUGCACUCCCACACAUCGUUUCACUUUGUUGUAUUUGAUAUUUGCUUUUCCACCGUUCUUUUUUUUCUUUAUUUUUUUUUUUUUUUUUGUAAUGUUUGCCUCCCACACGUCGACAUGCACGCUGAAAGUGCACUACGCGGAGGAUCAACGCAAUUUUCGAUUAGCGUUUGGCUUUUGUGCUUCUUCAAUUCAACAAUUACUUGCCGACACUUCACUGCAGAUGAUGCUGGAGAACGAAUCGCACGGUCACAUUGAACUCAUCAUUGGCCCCAUGUUUGCGGGGAAGACGACGGAGUUGAUGCGCCGCGUUCGACGCGAGUUGUUUGCGAGGCGCUCGUGUUAUGUCAUCAAACACUCCCGUGAUGCGCGCUACAGCCGCGAGAGCGUGUCGUCGCACGACAAGCUGCUGCUGGGCGCCACGGCGGCCGUUGCGGAGUUGCGCGAGGUUGGCGAUGCGUGGUGCCCGUACGAUGUCGUGGCGGUGGAUGAGGGCCAGUUCUUCCCUGACAUCGUUGCUUUCUGCAACACCGCCGCCGACGCCGGGAAGACCGUCAUUGUCUCCGCGCUUGAUGGCGAUUACCGCAGGCAGCCGUUUGAUGGCAUUUGCCGCCUCAUCCCGCUCGCGGAGUCCGUAAAGAAACUCACUGCGGUCUGCAUGGAGUGCCACUGCCGCUCCGCUUCCUUCACGUACCGCACCGUCUCCUCCGAAAAGCGGGAGCUCAUUGGCGGUGCUGACAUGUAUAUUGCCGCCUGCCGGACGUGCUUUGUCACCAAGUCGAAGAAAAGGGCGGAACUGGAGGCGAAGGGCUCGGUGCAGACACCGGACAAAUGCUCCGACACCCCCGCUGCGGAGAAGCAGAAGGGCGAGCAACGCGAAGCAGAGGAGGACCCCAUCACACCCCCGACAACAAUCGCAGCAGCGGAACCCCCACUUUCCGCGAGUGCCGUCCGCAAGCGGCCCGUCGGUGUGGAUGGAAAUGUCCCUACCGAUGCUGAACGCUGCACAUCAAAGGCACGGCUGGAGUGUCACUAA